Arachis duranensis is the source of this 1559-nucleotide messenger RNA. RefSeq lists its product as uncharacterized. NCBI's taxonomy places the organism in Eukaryota, Viridiplantae, Streptophyta, Magnoliopsida, Fabales, Fabaceae. Gene Ontology annotation, molecular function: protein binding. The coding region runs from base 124 to 1317 and encodes 397 amino acids. The transcript is spliced from 7 exons. The record is from RefSeq and is a predicted model, not a curated record.
CCCUAAUUGUGAGUCAACUAAAACCCUUGUUUCAUUCAGGACCUGCAAGGUUUCGUUCAGCUUCGUUUCGUUGCGAAGGUAGCAACUGAAGUCAGAGCUGAAGAGGAAGAAACUCUUCGCCGCAUGCCUGCAACUCCAUCUGCCAACAAAAAAGACGCUUUUACCCUCCUCGCUUUCACUCCCCGCCAAGUACUUCUCUUAACCAAUCAAACCAUGAAGCAAUCCUCUUCCAACUUCAAGCUUCUUCUUCACCACUCCAUUGCUCGUUACCUGGAGCGCAGUUCCUUCUCCAAAACCCUAAAAAAGUUUCGCAAAGAGGCCCAAAUCGAGAAAGAUAAUGUGGAGGAUAUGUCGAUUGAUUUAGAAGAAAUGUGCCUCAAGUAUUUGGAGAUACGUGAUAAAGACGCCAAGUCAAAUAUCCAAGAUCAGAAAGUUCAAGCAGUUAAUGGCACACAAUCCGGAAACAAAGAGGGUAAAUCCAAGGACAAGAAGAAAAAGAAAAACAAGUUAGAUUCUGAGUCUCUUGCUAGUUUAGAAGAUAACCAAGUGGAGUUGCAAACUAAGGUUACAGAACAGAAGGGAAAGGAUGACAUAUCUGCAGAUGAAAAAAUUGUUGACGGUGCUGAGGCAGAGAAGAAAUCCAAGGAUAAAAAGAAAAAGAAAAAGAAGGAAAAUAGUCAAGCGGAUGCAGUAGAGGAGACUGGAGGUUGCAAUGGAACUGUUUCAAAAAAGGAUAAUUCUAAAGCAUCAAAUAAAGAAGUGACGGAUGAGGAGAAGAAAGAUACAAAGAAAAGAAAAAGACCAACUUCUGAAGAAAAUGGUCAACAGGUUGCAGACAAAAAGGCAGCUGAGGAACCCAAACGUAGAAAAGUAGAAAACUUGGAUGAAUCUAAGGGAGGAGAGAAGUUAGCAGAAACAAGUGUAGACCUUGGAAAUGACUCAAAUUCCGGUCAAGAAAAUGUUGCAAACGGGCACACUAAUGGGCAGCUUGAGAGUGCUGGAGGGAAAUCUUCGGCACAGAAAUCUCAGAAGAAACAACAGAUGGAAUCAGCUGAGCAGACAUCUGCAAAGAAAGCAUUUCAACGAGUACAGGUAGAUAAGGUGCAGUUUGCUGAUGAGAGGCUUCAGGAUAACUCCUAUUGGGCAAAGUCCGGUGCUGAGGUGGGUUAUGGGGCCAAAGCAGAGGAAAUCCUUGGCCAAGUUAGAGGAAGGGAUUUCCGUCAUGAGAAGACCAAGAAGAAACGUGGAUCUUACAGGGGAGGACAGAUUGAUUUACAAUCCCACUCCGUAAAGUUCAAUUAUUCCGAUGAAGAAUAACGUUGAAGCAUCCAUUUUUUUGCGUCUUUGGGGAAGGAAAAUCCCUUUGAUGUUGCUAGUGCAGCAUUACGUUAAAACUGGCGUUGCCAUGAUAAUUUUGUUUAAUUAUAUUUAUAUGUGCUGAAACGAUGUUUUCUCAGGUGGACAAAUUGUUGUGUCUACCAGACAACCAUUAAGCAUUGACUUUUGGAGUUUUAACAUAUUUAAAUGUUGCAUUUAGUAAAACAAAAGUUCAUUCAUAA